AGUGGUGGUUUCUUACAUUCCAUUCCAGAACGUAAGAGUUCCGAACAUGACAGGAACUUCUCUCGUUGUCCGACCAUCAUCUGUUCUCCUGUGUUACCACUCUUCUCUCGUUCACACAUCGCACAUAUGAGGUUAUUGUAGCAUAAGAUCUUUCUCAUCUGAGCCUAUUUGCAAUGAGGGUGAGAUUUUAUUACGGAUAUAAUCGCAAUCGACUGAUUACUGUCCCUUCUGAGAUGUCCAAAUAUGAUUUAUAGAUGAUAUUCAUGCUUUUUCAUCCUUUAGAGCUCGUUCGUUGCAAUGGAACUCGAAAGACAAGAGGAUCGACCUCAAGAUAUAUGGGACUCCUUACCUGUUGAAUUAAUGAUUAAGGUUCUCAGAGAUCACGAUCUGCCAGUUUUCACUCUUGCGGAAUGUCGUUCAGUUUGUAAGAAAUGGAGGGAUCUCAUAGAUGGUCCGGAAUUGUGGCACAAAAUCCGGUACACAAGUAAUUUUUUAUGAUGCAAGUAUUGGCUCUACGGUCUUCUUAUGAUAUUUGAUCUGAGCGAAGAAAGAUGGAAGGUCAUGGAGGACAAGUCAGAUGGCCUUCACAUACUGCGUAUGAAUGUCGUGUGUGCUUACUCGCAUUAUUUAGGAGCUAUGACGGAAGCUUCCUCCGUCAUCCAAUGGUCCGGAGAAUAGAUGAAACUCUUAUCAGGAGAACUAGAGAUCUAUGGGAUUGGGAGGAUGGCAGAGCUUUCAAAUGUACGGUGCAGGAGGCAGUGAUGUGUUCUUCGUCUUCGACAUAUUGGAAGCUUUCGACAAUGAAGGUCAAUACGAUACCUUGAGGUGGCGAGAUACUGGUCGGAAAUAGACGUGAUCGAUUCUUUACCCGCACAUCCUUAUCCAAAAAACUAUGAAAAUCAUGUUUGGUAUCCGAGCCGAACGUCUUCAUCGAACCUUGCUUUGUAGUAAUUCCAGCGCCCGCAGCAAUGUACAUAGACUACUCAUUAAGAUCAUACUAGCAUACUCCCCUAAAAAAUAAAGAGCAGCAGAGACAUCUGUAGUAGGAGGUGGGGUAUUCUAUCAGAGAAGAAGACUUAGUGAAAGUCCGAAGAGAAGUUAUAGGAGUUUCAAAAUAGAUCAGUUCACCGAAAUAUAUGUCGCUUGGACUAAACCGUUUUCUACAACUAGGAUGCCAUUUUAAGUUCAUGUUAGUCUGGAAUGGGCU
Molecule: messenger RNA, 1207 nt
Organism: Marchantia polymorpha subsp. ruderalis
Lineage: Eukaryota; Viridiplantae; Streptophyta; Marchantiopsida; Marchantiales; Marchantiaceae
Source: the annotation of a GenBank genome assembly